UCUCUCUCUCUACAUUUUCCCGUGUGUUUAUUGUGUGGACACGGUCGCCGAAGCUGUUCCUCUCUCUACGCUUCUCUCUCUCUCUCUCCCUACGUCCCUCCUUCCUCCGCCGUCGCCGUCGCCGUCGCCGUCGCCGUCGGCUGGCCAUCUCCGGCGCUCCGCCUCCCGCUCGAACGAAGAAGAACGGCGGCGCGACAAGCGCAGAAGAGAUUUCUCACCGCGCGUCCGCGAAGUGCGAAGUUUCUGGGAAUCCGACCGAUUGAGAGAGCGACUCUGUUUUCUUAGCCUCUUUUUUCUUCCUUUUCGCUUUUCUGUAAGUUGCGUCUGUAAUAUGCGCGUGAUUUCGAGUUCGGCGUCGCGUCGUGUACAUGGGCAUUGCGCGUGUUGAGGAUUUGAGCUGUACAGCGAGGUUGUUGUUUGUUCCUUGUUAUGUUUAGCUAAAGUCAACCCCGAGCUGCCGGGUGGCGGGAGAGCUCGGGGGUGUGGAUCGGGAGUCGCCAUGGACGCCGGGAAUCGGGGCCGGAUCGGCGAAUCGGAGCCGGCGAAUGAUUACUAUCUGCAGAAGUUCCGGCUCUACGAGACUCGCUCGAAAUUUUAUAUGAUCGGAAGAGACAAGAGCAGGGGUAUCUGGCGAGUUUUGAAGAUCGACAGGGAAGAUGCCCUUGAGCUUAACGUCAUCGAGGAUUCCACGACCUAUACGGAGUAUGAGUGUUUAGAGCUGCGGAAACGGAUACACGAAGGGAACCUGAAAACAGGAGGCCUUAAAUUUGUCACCACUUGUUAUGGGAUCAUUGGUUUCAUCAAGUUCUUGGGACCCUACUACAUGCUGCUCAUAACAAAGAGGGAGAAGAUCGGUGCCAUCAAAGGCCAAACCAUAUAUGCUAUUACCAAGAGUGAAAUGCUUCCGAUUCCAAAUUCUACUGUUCAGUCCAAUAUGGCUGUUUCUAAGGAUGAGAACAGAUACAAGAAGCUCCUAUGCAUGAUGGAUCUCAGGAAGGACUUCUUUUUCAGCUACUCAUAUCAUGUUAUGUGUAGCCUUCAGAAGAACUUUGGUGACCAUGAGAGUCGGCAGAACUUGUAUGAGACAAUGUUUGUGUGGAAUGAGUAUCUAACGCGUAGUAUUCGGAAUAACCUCAAGAACACCUUAUGGACGGUUGCAUUGGUAUAUGGAUUCUUCAAGCAGGUUAAACUUUCAGUGUUGGGCAGGGAUUUUUUGUUGACUCUAAUUGCCAGACGCUCACGCCAUUAUGCAGGCACCAGAUAUUUAAAAAGGGGUGUAAAUGAGAGGGGUAAAGUGGCCAACGACGUGGAGACGGAACAAAUUGUUGAAGAUGUUCCUGGAGGGUGCCUGAACCAAAUAAGCUCCGUCAUUCAAAUCCGGGGCUCUAUCCCCCUUUUCUGGUCCCAGGAAACUUCAAAAUUGAAUCUCAAGCCUGACAUUAUAUUAUCAAAGAGGGAUUACAAGUAUGCAGCAACAAGACUUCAUUUUGAAAACCUUGCCAUGAGAUAUGGGAUUCCAAUUAUAAUAUUAAGUUUGAUCAAGACACGUGAGAAAAAGGCUCGAGAAACUGUUCUUCGUGAUGAGUUCUUGAAUGCCAUCAGAUUCAUCAAUAGAGGUUUGACUGAAGAGAAUCGCCUGAGGUUUCUACAGUUGGAUCUACAUAAGCACUCAAGAAACAAAGGUAACAACGCGUUGGCACUUCUUGGCAAGGUGGCCAAGUAUACACUCAACCAAAUUGGCAUAUUUUACUGGCGAGUAGCAGGAAAUUCAGAGCAAGAGGGAACAAUGAUCGCAUCGAACCUAGAGAAAACUGAAAAGGCUGAUUUCACUUUACCAGAACUUUCCAACCGAAUUGAGGAUUCUCAGUCUCAGAGCAUGCAAACUCAAACCGCUGAUGGCAGGGGCAGCUCUAGUGGAAAUCCUGGUCUGAAACCUACAAUGUUACAGAAAGGGGUGCUGAGGACCAACUGCAUUGACUGCCUAGAUCGCACAAAUGUUGCCCAAUAUGCAUACGGACUGGUUUCCCUUGGAAGGCAGCUGCAUGCGUUGGGAAUUCUAGACUCUCCCAAAAUUGAUCUGGAUAACCCUUUGGCAGAAAAUCUAAUGGAUCUCUAUGAAUCAAUGGGCGACACCCUUGCGUUGCAAUAUGGUGGUUCGGCAGCACACAACAAGAUUUUUUCUGAGCGAAGAGGUCAGUGGAAACCUGCAACACAGUCCCAGGAGUUUUUCAGAACUGUACAACGGUAUUACAGCAAUGCCUAUGUGGAUGCCGAAAAACAAGCUGCCAUUAAUGUGUUUUUGGGAUAUUUUCAGCCCCAGCUGGGUGAACCUUCGCUGUGGGAAGGAAGGCGUCAUCUUAACUAUGUUGAUGAGAACACUCGGUCAUUAAUGAAAAGAUCACUAUCUGAUGGAAACAUUCCUUGCGAAAGCGAAAUGCCUAUAGCAACCAAAAAUCUAAUUCACAAUCAGCCUCUUAUUGGACAAACACAAGGAGGUAACCGAGGUCUUUCAGAGUCUUCUCCAGAGAUCUCAGCUGCUGAAAGUGAUGACUCUACUUUCAGAUAUACCCCGACAGUUGCUUGUGGGCAGCCGUCCAAUAUUAUCAAAGAGGAUGCAUCCUGGCAAGAAAGUGAUGACAUCUGUUAUGAUUGUCAUGAUGAUGAAUGGAAUUUUACCAACUUUCUUGAUGUAGAUGGGUUAUCUUCCUCGGCAAACUCUUGUGAUGAUGAAGUUUAUGAGAGGUCAUCUAUUGCGAGUGUAUCUCUGGGAAAUUUUAUCAGUGGACCAAAAAAUGAUGUGACCAGGCAUGCAAGUGCAUCUAGGCCCAAGUUGGAGAGAAAAGAUCAGGCUGGGAGUGACCUCAAUGAUGGUGGAACUGUCCAUUACUCUGAUGACUUCGGGCGCUGGGUAACUGAUGGCGGAAUGUUGUUCCACUGAUGACUGCUUACAAAGUUAUACAAGAACCAAACAUGACAAACUCAUAAAUCUUCGAUUCAACCCAUCCCAAGGAUUCGGGUUUCUUGUAAAUAGGAAUAAACGGCACAUCCUUGGCAAAGGAGGGUAAAAGAACACGCCGAAAUGAUUCCGUCGGAAGUAGAAGAUGAUAGUUUCCUCCCUCCAAGCCGAAGUCAUGUUGGGGCCGUGUAAAUCUCAAGCAUUCAUUUGUCCGCGCGCAAGUCCUUUGCAAUUGUCGAUCACUUCUAGCUAUUCACUAGGAAGGGUAAAUUUAAGUCGUCAAAAUCUCUUUUGAGCUACUUAGCGGGAAACAAAAUCUCUAUAGAGCUCUCAAUUGUAACCCAAUUUUCCCAAUUCUCUUGUCGAAUUUUGUAAAUAUUUUUUAGUCUCUUGCCCAUGGGCUUCAAUAUAUAGUCACAGGUCUCAUUUUGAUUCAUUA
Molecule: messenger RNA, 3395 nt
Organism: Eucalyptus grandis
Lineage: Eukaryota; Viridiplantae; Streptophyta; Magnoliopsida; Myrtales; Myrtaceae
Product: phosphoinositide phosphatase SAC2
Exons: 16
Coding region: 500-2938 (812 amino acids)
Biological process (GO): phosphatidylinositol dephosphorylation
Cellular component (GO): intracellular membrane-bounded organelle
Molecular function (GO): phosphatidylinositol-3,5-bisphosphate 5-phosphatase activity
Source: RefSeq, a predicted model, not a curated record